Molecule: messenger RNA, 2418 nt
Organism: Miscanthus lutarioriparius
Lineage: Eukaryota; Viridiplantae; Streptophyta; Magnoliopsida; Poales; Poaceae
Source: the annotation of a GenBank genome assembly
AUGGCGUCGUCGGGACAGGGUGCAGUUCUGGCGCGGCGCUGCGGCGGGUGCGACGGGCGCGAGGAAGCCGCGGUGGAGGCGAUGCUGCAGUGGCAGAAGGUGAGCGACCUGCUCAUCGCGGCGUCGCUGCUGUCCAUCCCGCUGGAGCUGCUCUACUUCGCCACGUGCGCCGCGCUGGCGCCGCUCCGGCGGGUGCUCCUCCAGCUGGGCACCUUCAUCGUCAUGUGCGGCGUGACGCACCUGCUGAACGUGCUCGCCUACGACCGCCCGGGCUCCCGCGCCAUCCUCGUCGCGCUCACCACCGCCAAGGUCCUGGGCGCGCUCGCCACCUCCGCCGCCGCCGUCUCCCUCCCGAUCCUCUUCCCGCGCCUGCUCCGCCUCAAGGUCCGCGAGUCCUUCCUCCGCACCAAGGCACGCCAGCUCGACCGGGACCUCGCCACCGUCCGGCGCCGCGAGGAGACCGUCUGGCGCGUCGUCCGCGCCGUCACGCACCACAUCCGCGACUCCGUCGACGCGCGCACCAUCCUCCGCACCACCAUGCUCCAGCUCGCCGCCGCGCUCGGCCUUAGCAACUGCGCCGUCUGGAUGCCCCAGCAGCGCGGCGGGAGCGGGACCGACGGCGGUGGCGUGCUCCAGCUCACGCACCAGCUGCUGGCAGACGACGACAAGGUGCUUCAUCACAGCGGCGGCGGCACAGUACGCGCCAUCUCCGUUCGUGACCCUGACGUGGCCGCCGUAUUGGCCAGCAAGGACGCCAAGGUGCUCAGCCGGCCAGGCUCGGCGCUCAAGGCGGCGAGCUGCCGGAGCCUGCCGACUCUGGCAGGAGCCGCGGCCGCCAUACGGAUCCCAAAUUUCCACGGAGGAGCCAUACGGCCGGCAUACACGUCAGAUCUGUUGAGCUACGCCAUCCUAGUCAUGGUCCUUCGAGCUGAUGAUGAUCACCACCAUAGAAGGCCACCUACAGGCUGGAGCAACCAGGACCUGGAGAUUGCGCAGGCCGUCGCCGACCAGGUCGCCGUCGCGCUGUCCCACGCGGCGGCCCUGGAGGAGUCACAGCUGAUCCGGCACAAGCUGGCGGAGCAGCACGGUGCGCUGCUGCGCGCACGGAGCGAGCUCGCGGCGGCGACCAAGGCGAGGAACACCGCCCACAGCGCGAUGCGGAACGCCAUGGGGAGGCCGAUGCACGCCGUCGUCGGCCUGCUCUCCGUGAUGCAGCAGGAGGCCGCCACGAUGCGCCCGGAGCAGAGGCUCAUCGUCGAUGCCAUCGCCAGGACAAGCGCUGUGUGCUCCACUCUCAUGGACGACGUCACGGAGACGCUGCCGAGGAUGGUGGACAUCCGUGACCCGCCGCUGUCGGCCAGUCCUACUCCUCCUACCCUGGUGUUGAGGCGGCCGUUCGAGCUCCGCUCGCUGAUCAGGGACGCGGCCUUCGCUGCCCGAUGCUUGUCCGGCUGCCGGGGCCUCGGCUUCUCGCACCAGCUGGAGGUCAAUUCCCUGCCCGAGUGGGUGGUCGGCAACGACAAGAGAGUCUUCCACCUUGUGCUGCACAUGGCGGGCUCUCUGCUCAGCCGAUGCCAUGGCCAUCGUGUCCUCUCGUUUUCUGUCUGCAGCUGCAGUAGCAUCGCCGGUGAGCACCACCACCAGGACUGGAUCCCGUCGCCACUGCGACCCAUCAGCUUCACCGGCGGCAACCAAGUAUUUGUCAGGUUCCAAAUUGGGCUGUCGAAGAGCGAUCCUGGGAGCUCGCCGGCAUCCCGCCCGCCCCAGUGUGGCAUCUCCUCCCCCGAUUCCGGCGGUGCCAGCAUGCGGCUCACCUUCGUUAUGUGCAAAAGGAUUGUGGAGAUGAUGAAUGGUGACAUGUGGUGGGCAUCGGAGUCUGAAGGCCUUGGAGAAACCAUGACGUGCAUCCUUCGGUUCCAACAGCAUCAGCCACUGAAUCCUCAUGUGCCUGGAUCAGGCACGUACCGGAUUGGAGUUGGAGCCUCGUCUGCGGCAGCUCCUCACCUCCACUUCAAAGGCCUGAGGAUCCUGCUUGCCGACAGCGACGCCACGAGCAUGGAGGUGACCCGGAAGCUCCUCGAGCGGCUCGGCUGCCAGGUGCUGCCGGUGUCGUCGGGCGCCGACUGCUUCAGCUUGCUGGGAGGCGCCGACCCGUCGUUUGAGCUCGUGGUUCUUGAUCUCGAUGGACACGGCGGCGGAGCCGGCACGGCAGCCGCCAUGGAUGGGUUCGAGGUGGCCCUCAGGAUCCGGGAGCUCAGUAGCACCUGCUGGCUGCUGGUCCUCGUCGCCGUGGAGGCCGGUGUCGAUGACAGCGUGCGUGACAUGUGCCGGCGGGCGGGAGUGGACGGGCUCAUCCACAAGCCCAUCACGCUGCCGGCGCUCGGAGCUCAGCUCCAGAGAGUCCUUCAGAACAACUGA